AUGGCAUCACCAGCUGUCCUAAGCCCACGGCCGAACCCACCCGGCGCAGCCUUUCAAGAUGGGGCCAGGGCUAGAACUCUCGCGCUUCCAAGCCACACAACCAAGCCCACAAAGUCACCAGCUGUACCGUCCACAGCCCCAGCAGAAGACAGAGGCAUGGAUCUCGCCGAGCAGAUGAACGACCGGGUGCGCAGCCAAUUCGUCAUGGGCCAGAAACUAGGAGAAGGUACCUAUGCGGUAGUCUUCCAAGCCCACUACGUCAACAACCCCAAGAAGCUCGUCGCCAUCAAAAAGAUCAAACUCAACGCCGAGUACCCCAACGGAAUCGCCCCAGACGCCCUCCGCGAAAUGCAGUUUCUCUUCGAAAUCGACCACCCCAACGUAAUAAAGCUACACGACGUCUUCUCCAGCAAAGACCAAAACCUGUCCUUCGUACUCGAACAUCUGCCCCUGGGAGACCUGGAGGCGCUCUGGAAGAACAAGGAAAUCACAUACACAAAGGCGGAUAUCAAGUCUUGGAUGAACAUGCUGUGUCAGGGAAUCUGGUUCUGCCACGAGAACUUCGUCCUGCAUCGCGAUAUCAAGGGUAGUAACGCCCUGAUUGCCGCCGACGGAACAGUCAAGCUUGCCGAUUUCGGUCUUGCGCGGAGUUUCGCAGAUCCAGGAACGAAAAUGACUACCAUGGUCAUUACACGCAUGUACCGUCCGUUGGAGUUGCUGUACGGCUGCUCGCACUACGGCGGCACAGCUGACAUGUGGAGUAUCGGAGUCCUAAUGGCAGAACUGUGUAUCCGCAACUGGUUCCUCUACUCUGACACCGACAUCCAACAAGUCGCCACCAUCUGCGAGAAGUUCGGAACGCCGACCGAGGAAACCUGGCCAGGCGUGUCUUCUCUCCCAUACUACGUUGCGCCUGAGAAGCAAACCGGUCCACAGGGUUCCACAGCCUUCAGACAGACACGUCCUCGCGUGUGGUGGAAACAACAGUUUCCUGCCCUGGGAGACGACGGCUGCGACUUUAUCAAGGGUUUAUUGACACUGGACCCGGCGAAGAGGUACACGGCUCGCAAAGCGCUAGAGGAUAAGUGGUGGACCAACGCACCCCGGCCCACGAAGAAAGAAAACUUGCCCAAAGAAGGUGGUGGGGCAAAAGCCAUGGGAGAGGAUCUCAAGCGGAGAGGCGGAGAGAUGCCUACCAAUGGUCGCGCCGACAAGGUAGCUCGGAAGCUUGACUUUGGCUCCAUGGGGUAG
Alternaria ethzedia is the source of this 1251-nucleotide messenger RNA. RefSeq lists its product as uncharacterized. Gene Ontology annotation, cellular component: nucleus; cytoplasm; transcription factor TFIIK complex. Gene Ontology annotation, molecular function: cyclin-dependent protein serine/threonine kinase activity; ATP binding; RNA polymerase II CTD heptapeptide repeat kinase activity. Gene Ontology annotation, biological process: protein phosphorylation; positive regulation of transcription by RNA polymerase II. Lineage: Eukaryota; Fungi; Ascomycota; Dothideomycetes; Pleosporales; Pleosporaceae. The record is from RefSeq and is a predicted model, not a curated record. The coding region runs from base 1 to 1251 and encodes 416 amino acids. The transcript has a single exon.